Paramecium tetraurelia is the source of this 2250-nucleotide messenger RNA. RefSeq lists its product as uncharacterized. The record is from RefSeq and is a predicted model, not a curated record. Lineage: Eukaryota; Ciliophora; Oligohymenophorea; Peniculida; Parameciidae. The transcript is spliced from 2 exons.
AUGUCUUCAAAAAUCACUAUCUAUGGUAUUAUUAAUCAUGAAGAUUCUGAUCUUUUUGAAAGCGCAGGAUCAUUAACAUUGAGAACACCUAGGAAUGUCCCUAAUUUCAAUGAAACAACUUCAUUAACCAUUCCAGGUUACGUCAAAUAAAUUUGUGCAGGUCAAUCUCAUAUAUUAGCCUUAACUUAAGACGGAAACGUAUAUAGUUAUGGAUCAAAUUAAUUUGGUUAAAGAGGCUCAUCAGGACCAGGAUUUCAAUUGGUGAUGAAGAAUGUCCUUUAGAUUGCAGUAGGUCUAUAUCAUUCGGCUGCCUGUACUAAGGAUAAUAAAAUUUAUGUUUGGGGUAGAGGUUCGGAAGGGUAAUUAGGAAUGGGAGACACAGAAAAUGUUGAAAAGCCUACAGAACUCAGUAUCUAAGGCUAAGAGGUUUGCUGUGGCAGUUUUCAUACUCUUGUAAGAAAUGGAGAAACAUGUUAUGUGAUGGGAGAAAACUAGAAUGGAUAAUUGGGAGUUUUAGGAUAACAUACAAGUCCUGUGAAAUUGAGUAUACCUAUUGAUUAAAUGGCUGCGGGGUUGGAUCAUUCCUUAUUUUUAUAUAAAGGACAAGUUUUUGUUACAGGAAAUAAUUUAUUUGGAUAAUGUGGGGUAUCUGAAUAAGUAGUAAGAGAGCCUAUUAAAUUAUCAUUAAAUUUUGAAGUACAAUAAGUGAUUGCUUCUAUGGGAACAUUUAGUUGUGUAAUAAGUAAAUAAGGAAAAGUCUAUUUUUGGGGAACUGGAAGUUGGGGUUAUGCCAGAAAGUGCACUCCAUUAGAAGAAUUAUGUAAAUUAGAUGAAGAAUAGAGAGUGUCACAAGUUAUUUCUGGAGAAAACUUUGCCAUGUUGAAAUGUUUAGAUGGAUGGUAUGUUUUUGGAAUGAAUAAAAUGCCUGAAAAUUAUUCACAAUAAUAAACACAUAGAAUUACACUAAACAAAGUCAAUUUAGUUGAUGGCUAAAUCAGUGCAGGUCUUAAUAUUGUUUUUGUCUAUUCCCAUAAUCAUGAAGUACAAAAGCCAACUUAAUAAAUGCCUGUUGAUCAGGGAUCCUACGUGUCUUAAUCAUCAGAAUAAGAGUAUAAAUAGAGACCAAGUUAUAAAUAAAAUAAUGAAGUAAGGUAAUCCUAUUAAAUGUAAACUUCAAGUGCUUUGAAGACCUCAUAAAUUCCACCUUCAGCUUUGAGAUAAUCUCAAUAAGUUACAAAUAUUUCAUAGUUUUCUAAUUAAAUUAGUUCCUCAACAUAAUUUUAGUAAGAAUAUUAAUCAAAUAAAAUUGAAUCUAAGUAAGGAAAGGAUUAUAAACUAAGUGAUUUACUUUAUAGAUCUGAUCAUAAGCAAGAUAUUAGAUAGGACCUUAAAUUAGAUCUUAGAUAAUCAGAACAAAAAGUUAGAACAGAAUCCAGAACUCCUGAUAAUAGGAAUGAUCAAAAGUAAAAUGAUAAAAAAUCUGAUUAUAAGUUACCAAUUAAAGAAGAUGAAUUGAAAGUUGAAUUAAAAUAAGAGUUGCUUAAAUUGGAGAAAAGAUAAGAGCAAUUCAAAUAGGAAAUUAUUAACUAAUAAUAGUAAUUAGACAGAAAAAACGAAAAUUUAAAAGAAAUUACUUUUGGUUUCAAAUCUGAUGUUAAACCUUUAUAAGAAAGAAAUAUGACUUAAUAAUCCUAGAAAUGUUAUGAUUGUUUACAUUUUUCUCAAAAAAAUGAUUACUAUUAAAAACAUAUCAAAUUUUAAGAAGAAGAAAUAUCCAACCUUAAAAAGGAAUUAGAAAUUUUGAAGAAUUAGAUUAAAUAAAAAGACAAUUAUGUUAAUGAAUUAGAAAAUAGAAUUUUAAAAUAUUAAGAAACUAGUUUUAAAUAAGUUUGCUUACAAUAAUCAUAAUAAUAAUAAUAACCACCUAUUUAUAAACCAACAAUGGAGGUGAGAUUAAAAAGUGAGGAAAAAUAGCCUGUUACUAGGGAAGAAGCAUAAUUGAACUACUAAAAAAUUAUUGAUUAUUCACCUAAAAUUUAUAGAUAACCAAUUAUUGAUUAAUCACCAAAGGAAAGAACUUUCAAUACAAGUAUCAUCGAUAAAAUAUAAACGUAUUAAUAAUCUGCAAAAGCAGCAAGACCAGUUCACCAAAAUCUGAUGAAUAGGUAUUCAGCUCAUGAAGUCCAACCAUAAUAAAUCUAUCAACCUAAUACAUAUGUUAUCCCGUAAUAUUUCAAGGCAAGAAAUUGA